AUGACCACUGAGAAAAUCUCGUUCUGUCUCAACUGGCAGGCCACUCCCUACCACAUCCCAGUCUAUCUUGCGUCCACCAAGGGCUUCUUCAAAGAGCAGGGCCUCGACAUCUCCAUCUUGGAGCCCUCCAAUCCGUCGGAUGUCACCGAGCUUAUUGGUUCCGGCAAGAUCGACAUGGGAUUGAAGGCGAUGGUGCACACCUUGGCUGCAAAAGCCAGAGGCUUUCCCGUCACCUCAAUUGGAUCGCUUCUUGACGAGCCAUUCACGGGGUUGCUCUACCUCAAGGGCAACGGAGUCACUGAGGACUUCAGAUCCCUCAAGGGCAAGCGUAUUGGUUACGUUGGCGAGUUUGGCAAGAUCCAGGUCGAUGAAUUGACCAAGUACUACGGUAUGACCCCCGCAGACUACACCACCGUCAGAUGUGGCAUGAACGUAGCCAAGUACUUAAUUGAGGGUUCUAUUGACGCUGGAAUUGGCAUUGAGUGCAUCCAGCAGGUAGAGUUGGAAGAAUUCUGCAAGAAGGAGGGCAGGCCCCCUACCGAUGCCAUGAUGCUUAGAAUCGACAAGUUGGCCGAGCUCGGGUGUUGCUGCUUCUGCACCAUUUUGUACAUUGCCAACGAUAAAUUCAUGGCUGCCAACCCCGAGAAAAUGACCAAGUUCUUGACCGCCAUCAAAAAGGCCACCGACUACGUGCUCCAGCACCCCCACGACGCCUGGGCCGAGUACUGCGACUUCAAGCCUCAGAUGAAGUCGGAAUUGAACGGCAAGAUGUUCGAAAGAUGCUUUGCUUACUUCUCCGACUCCUUGUAUAACGUCAAGCGAGACUGGACCAAGGUCACCAAGUAUGGUAAGCGGUUGGAAAUUUUACCUGGCGACUACGAACCCAACUACACCAACGAAUUCUUAUCUUGGGAAGAGCCUGUCGAGACCAGGGACCCUUUGGAGGCACAAGAGUUGAUAGCCCAGUUACAAACCGAGUGCAGGGCAUGUGGUGGCUACAGAAGAUUGGUCAAGUAG
Molecule: messenger RNA, 1017 nt
Organism: Suhomyces tanzawaensis NRRL Y-17324
Lineage: Eukaryota; Fungi; Ascomycota; Pichiomycetes; Serinales; Debaryomycetaceae
Gene: THI13
Product: 4-amino-5-hydroxymethyl-2-methylpyrimidine phosphate synthase
Exons: 1
Coding region: 1-1017 (338 amino acids)
Biological process (GO): thiamine biosynthetic process
Source: RefSeq, a predicted model, not a curated record